Molecule: messenger RNA, 1139 nt
Organism: Glossina fuscipes
Lineage: Eukaryota; Metazoa; Arthropoda; Insecta; Diptera; Glossinidae
Product: metaxin-2-like
Exons: 1
Coding region: 372-1136 (254 amino acids)
Biological process (GO): mitochondrion organization
Cellular component (GO): SAM complex
Source: RefSeq, a predicted model, not a curated record
AAAAAAAAUUAUUUAAAUUAUGUAAUAAAAAGAAAGAAAAUUAUAACCAGUUUUAGGCGAAGCUUUUCAAUAUAAUCUGCACAAGAGUUCUAUUAAUUCCGACAGUGUUAGCUGAUCAUUCAAGACUAAUAUGCGUUAGAUCAAUAUCCAUUCUCUGUUACGUUUUCCGGUCUUGCAAUCGACUCACAUGUCGAAUAGGGUUUUCUUUAAUUCAAUUCCACUUUUAUCUAAUGGCAACCCUUUGAGCAUUACUGCUGAAAAUCGAAUGAAUGCUAAAGCAACUGUUUGAGAAUAUAUUUACGAAAUCUUCAAAAACAAAAAAAUAGCAGCUUUUAAGCGAAAUUCACCAGUUGGUAGAGGAAUUCAAAAUAAUGGGGAAUAUGAAUGAACCUUGGCCCAACGAUGCUGUACUUUAUCAGCCAUUUGAAGACGAGCAGAUUUUACUUGCGGAGAAAGCCAGUUGUUCAGCUGUGAAAGCGUACCUGAGAAUGUGCAAUCUGCCCUACGACGUACAGUUCCGUGCUAAUGCCGAGUUUAUGUCUCCGGGAGGUCAAAUGACAAAGCUGCCGGUAUUAAAAGUUAGCGGCUUCGUAUUAGCUGAAUUUGAGCCCAUAGUUAACUUUGUAGAGCAGAGAAGUGAAUCUAUUAGCAGGUGGAUGAUGGAAGAUGAGAAAACGGAAAUGCGUUCCUUUAUCUGCCUGAUAGAGAAUACAUUUACUUUGGCUGAAAUGUAUUGCAGCUUUAUGCUGAAAGGUGUCUACGAUGAGGUUACAGCUCCUCGCAAUGGUUGCGUGUUUCCAUGGCCAUUAAAUAAAAUUCAAAAUUUAUCCAAACGUCAUCAAGCAGAGAAAAUGCUUAAAAUUUAUCAAUGGACAGAUAUGAAUUUCGACGAUGUACUUGAAAAAGUAAGCACUUGUUGUAGAUAUCUCGAAAUGAAAUUAGAAGAAAGUUUUGGACCCUAUUUCUACGGCGAAAGGCCGUGCGAGUUGGACGCUUUAGUUUUUGGUCAUUUGUCUUCAAUCCUUACGACAAAUUUACCGAACAACGGUAUAGCGCAAACUGUCGGGCAAUUCAAAUUACUGAUGCAAGCCGCCCGAUUCGUGGAAUAUAAAUAUUUUCAAAAAAAGUCCUUUUAAUAA